AUCACUUUAAAUUUAGGAGUAAUAAAAGCACGUCUACUUGCUUCAAUUCAUCACAAGUAUUCAAUUUUCAUACUCUACUGAACCAACCAUCAUGUCCAAACAUCUUGGAUUUUUUGUGCUUGCUGCUCUAAUUGCACUUGGAUAUUCAAAGAGCAUCGAUAGUUCUAAAGAUGUCGUUUGGUUUCCUAAUCCCAAUGGCGAUGGGACGUUGAUCCCGGCCCAGUUGACACCCUCACCUGGCGCCAUGGCCGGCAACCCUGAAGAUAUUCAUUUCAUGCUCUAUACGAAGAACAAUAAAGACACGCACGACGAAAUAUUUGCCGACAAUGUUGAGUCCAUUGACCAAUCAAAUUUUAUUGAUGGGGCUCCUGUAAAAUUACUAAUUCAUGGAUUUGGUGCUGACGUGGACAGAUCUUCAUUUCCGAAGGAUCUUCGAAGCGAAUACGUCAAAGAUACCAUGGAGGAAACUUACAACGUGAUCAUUAUGAACUGGUCAAUUCUAUCCGCCGCCCCUGAUUAUUUUACUGCCGUCGCAAAUGCCCAGAUUGCAAGUGCUGAAGCUGCGAAACUAUUAAAGUUUUUGGUGGACCUUGAAAAAACUACUUGGGAUAAAGUCCAUUUAAUUGGAUACAGCUUAGGAGGUCAGGUUGUUGGACAAGUUGGAAAUCAUAUCAAGCAAAUGUCAGGCAUUGUCAGUCGCAUUACGUCCCUGGACCCCGCACUCCCAUUAUUUGACGUCGCAGAUCCAGCAAAUCGCACAACAUUGGACGAUGCUUUGUUCGUUGAUGUGGUGCAUACGGCUGCGAAUGGACUUUUGGGAUUCUGGGAUCCAAUUGGUCACAUUGACUGGUAUCCCAACGGCGGACGAUAUCAGCCAGGUUGUGGGGUUGACUUAACUGGUGCUUGCGCCCAUGGUCGAGCCCCAGCGAUGUUUAUCGAGUCUGUAUUUUCUCAAGUAAAGUUCCUUGGUCGCCCAUGUGAAGAUUACGAAAAAUACAAAAACGGUGACUGUGAUAGCAAUCCACAUGAAGAAAUGGGUCACCAUACUCCUUCUUCUGCUAGUGGAAUUUAUUUUCUGGACUCCAAUGCAGAAUCCCCAUUCGCCCAGGGACCACAAUAAAUAUUCAGAACCGUGCGUACCGUGUAACCUUCCUGCAAUUAAAAGACAUGAUCAAGUAUAAUUUAGUAUUGUAUUGUAUUGUGUAGACUGGCAAUUUGAUAACAUAUCAGAUGAUAUAAUUCUAUUCCAACAUGAGUAUCAAGUUCAAGUA
Folsomia candida is the source of this 1271-nucleotide messenger RNA. RefSeq names its product pancreatic lipase-related protein 2. NCBI's taxonomy places the organism in Eukaryota, Metazoa, Arthropoda, Collembola, Entomobryomorpha, Isotomidae. The record is from RefSeq and is a predicted model, not a curated record. Gene Ontology annotation, molecular function: lipase activity. The transcript has 9 exons. The coding region runs from base 92 to 1120 and encodes 342 amino acids. Gene Ontology annotation, biological process: lipid metabolic process.